AUGCUUUGCACCCAGUGCUCGGAGCACGAGGGACCACCAACUUCCAAUCACGUCAAGUCCGCUGACCAUCAAGGUCAAUCAUCGGGUCAAUCAUCCGAGCAGGUCAAGGCAUCGAUGCGAGCGAGGAUGCGCAUGACUGAAAUCAACGUCUCGCCGGCUGGCUCGACGAGAAGCUCGCAUACCGAGGGAUCGGUGAUUCAACCUACUGAGCACCACACUCACGAAUCCACACCAUGUCCAUCAGCCAAUCACGGUGAAGGGCUCAUGCUCGAAUUCGAUCAGCUGCGAGUAGCAUGCCUCACUCCUCUGCCUACCCCUCUUUCACUCCUCUCAUUACCUGACCACAUCCUGUCGUCCAUCGGCCACUACAUCAGCGAAGACAACAACAUCCCAUACCCCGCUUACGGCCCCUCGUGGCAGUCACUCACUCCACCGCGCAGCUCGCUCCGCCCGCUCAGGGACUAUCGGGCGAUAUGUCAUCGCAUCCGGCAGGUCGUGCCGCUCUCUGGGACGUGGCUCGUGGUGAACAACAUGGCGGACCUACAGAAAUAUGCUUGGAUGUCGGAUGAUGAGCUUGUGCGAAGCGUAUCGCAGGCGGAUGAAGAUUCGAAUCGACAGCGAAUUCAAGGACAAUACAUCAAAUGGCGUCCUCAGCAUCGUCUCACACCUCAUCCGUCUGCUACAACGCAUGCCAAACCUGCGGGAAUUGCGAGUCGCAAGACCGGUACAUGCAGGGCCGAAACACCAUGCGGCUACGAAGCCACCACUGACGUGUUUGCGCUCGCCCGACAUUCACCUGCCUCACCUCCAGCACGUCUAUGUCAAGAUCUCAUGCGAGGGCUGCGCAUCCGGGAUGGAGGCAUUUCUCGUCUCUGUCGCGCCCAACAUACGGUCUCUGAAGAUGUACCUACCAGACUCAAAGGGUCUCAAGCCUCUGCAAGAUACAUUCAAGUGGGUUCGGAGAUGGAUCAUCUUGGGCUCGUAGAGGCGAUCGGGGGCGGGUGUCCGGUUCUGCGAGAGCUGCAUCUCAGUACUUACAAGCAGAAGGAGAUGAGGCUCGUUCUCGCAGUGCGAGUUUGGCUUGACGGAGAAAGCAGCCAACACUGUGUUAUGGUCCAGCAGUCAAGAGAAGGAUGGACGCAGAUCGCGGGGCUCUGGUCGGCAUUCGCCCUUUUGACCCACCUUGAGACGCUCGACAUGGGACUACAGGACCAGCCUCCAAUUGUCACGCAGCCACUGAACGCUGACGAGCUUCCUCGAUUCGAGGCUUGGCAGGCGGAGUGGAUUGACAGGAAGGCAGCAUGGGCAGAGAGGAUGGAACAGGCUCGAGAAGUGGCGGCUCUCCACUUGACGUAUGUCUGCCCAAACCUUCGAUAUGGCUGGUGGGGGUCGAGGAAGACAGUGGAAGCGGGUCUGCGUGAUCACUCGGGCACGAAUGUGUACGAGCGAAGGGGUUGGACGGUGAAGCGGGAUGAGAAUGGUACAAACAUCGUAGACCAGGCGGGGGCUCUAGAACACGUAUGGAUAGUCUGCUAUCCAGCAAAUCGUGCGGCAUGGGCUGCAAGCGAGAGUCGUGAUACUCCAUCCUGGACAGCAGCUGCUGUCUCCACCGUCUCUCGCCACCCACUCCCUCCACUGCCUCACCUUGCCACAGCUCUUGCAGCCACUGCCACUCGUGUGUUCAGCACAUGCCGAUCCUGUGCCGAUGCGGGCCGAGACCGAUUCCAUCAGCCUCCGAAAUCCGAAACUACCGGAAUCGGACCUCCACCUUGA
This is a messenger RNA of Dioszegia hungarica, 1773 nucleotides long. RefSeq lists its product as uncharacterized. The record is from RefSeq and is a predicted model, not a curated record. The transcript has 6 exons. Lineage: Eukaryota; Fungi; Basidiomycota; Tremellomycetes; Tremellales; Bulleribasidiaceae. The coding region runs from base 1 to 1773 and encodes 590 amino acids.